Molecule: messenger RNA, 339 nt
Organism: Cyphomyrmex costatus
Lineage: Eukaryota; Metazoa; Arthropoda; Insecta; Hymenoptera; Formicidae
Exons: 2
Coding region: 1-339 (112 amino acids)
Source: RefSeq, a predicted model, not a curated record
AUGACUGUGCAGAAGGUCAAACCACGCGGUACCGCGGCGGAGGAGCAACAACCCUCGGCGUCAGACAUUCUCUCACCAUCGGGCGAACCCCAUGAGAAUGACAAGGAGCAAUCGACGCGAAAUUGUUAUCGCGGGACCGGUCCACAGGACAGCGAGAAUCUCUUGGGAUGCGUCUUGGCCGAGACGGGUUCUGCUAUUUUCGCGGGGCCACUCGACAUGGAUAUACACGGGCCAUCUACGUUUGGCGGGAUAAUUUGUGCUAUCGAGGUCAUUCCACCCUGCUUGGUGGAGAAUGAAGCUACUAUUUCGCCCCACUAUAUCGCUUACAUCGAGACUUAA